Messenger RNA from Diospyros lotus (date-plum), 1280 nucleotides. RefSeq names its product transcription factor MYB20-like. NCBI's taxonomy places the organism in Eukaryota, Viridiplantae, Streptophyta, Magnoliopsida, Ericales, Ebenaceae. Bases 49 to 924 code for a protein of 291 amino acids. The transcript is spliced from 3 exons. The record is from RefSeq and is a predicted model, not a curated record.
UUCCUGUGGAAAUUAAAUUAAGCUUUAACAUAAUCAUAAUCUGAGAAGAUGGGGAGACGACCAUGCUGCGACAGAGUAGGAUUGAAGAAGGGGCCAUGGACGACCGAAGAAGACAGGAAGCUUGUCAACUUCAUCUUCGCCAAUGGCCAUUGCUGCUGGAGAGCUCUCCCCAAGCUUGCAGGUCUGUUAAGGUGUGGGAAGAGUUGCAGGCUGAGAUGGAUCAACUACCUGAGGCCUGACCUCAAGAGAGGUCUCUUGUCCGAACAGGAAGAGAAGCUGGUCAUUGAUCUGCACGAGCAGCUCGGCAACAGAUGGUCGAAGAUUGCUUCUCAUAUGCCGGGAAGAACGGAUAAUGAGAUCAAGAACCACUGGAACACCCACAUCAAGAAGAAGCUCAGAAAAAUGGGCAUUGAUCCACUCACCCACGAGCCAUUACUGCCUCCGACGACGUCGACGACGACUGAUAAUCAUCAUCGUGACCGGACGAGUCAGAGCCAAGAUCAACAGGAGGAGGAAGAAGGCGGCGGCCCACUUGAUUCAUCAGUGGAAGUCAAUAAUGGCGCCUUCUGCACGGAUGAAGUCCCGUUGAUUGAACCCCACGAGAUCAAUCUGGGAACUUGCGCCCCUUCAUCGUCGUCGUCGGCUUCGUCGACUUCUUCAUGCAUUAUUAAUGAAAAUGAGAAUUCGUCCAUGAUCACCCUAAUGGAAGAUCUGGGGUUGCCAGCUUUUGACGAUGACUGGCACAACAGCAUGAUGAUGAGUUUCUGGGAUGACGACAACGACAAUUUCUUCGGUUCUUUGAAUCUGUUCGUUAAUGGCGACAGUGAUAACGAUCGCCCAAAUUUAACGGCUUCUUCUGAUCCUACACAGUGCCCAAGAAUGGUUCUUGAUCAAGAACCAUGGAAUUUGUUUGAGCUCUCGUGAAUUAUACUAUCACGAUCAGUUUUUUUUCUUUUUACUCGAAAGAUUACAUUGUCAGAAUCCCAAGAACAUGGUGAGGUUCGAUUUCAAUUCAAGUAUAUAUAUAAUCCCGUCUAGGUGUCUUUAAGUAUUCACGGUAGGCCUUCUCUCAUUUGAACCUCGUCCUUAAGACUUUAAUUAUCGCUAUGCUAUCAUAAGGUGUUAGUAUCCCUAAAUGAUAAAUCAUAGAUAUUAUCAUAUCGUUUAGAAUUUAGAUGGUUGAGUUUGAAAAUUUGGAUGUUAUCAUAUGAUUUUGUAUCAAUUAAGUUCACGGCUUAGGGAAAAACUAACUCGAAUUGCUAAUAUUUGUCGUAGGGUAA